GUGAACGCCUUGUAUGCGGCUUUCGAGUGAGACAGAGCUGAACUGAAGGCUGCAGAGAAAAACGGAACGGUAACAAAUCCCGUGAUCUAGCCGCUGUAUUCUCACUUUGUACCGGCUGUUGGUGUGUGUGGAGACCGGAAUGAUGGCUAACCGCUCUCUGUGGUCACUGUGCCUGCUGCUGGCGCUGCUGCUGCCGCUGGAAGUCCUGUCUCAGGACUUGAACCUGGCUGAUGCCCUGGAUGAUGACAGUAAACCAGUGAGUCCUUCCCCAAAGCCACCAAAACCAGCAGCACCAGGCGGGGGAACAGGAGGAGGAGACUUUAAUCUAGAGGAUAUACUCAGUACCGACGGCACCACCACCACUACCACCAAAGUCCCACCCAAGGUUGUGCCCAAAGUCCCCGCAGGUACCAAGGCCCCAGUCAAGCCCAAUCCCAAGCCAGCUGCCGAUGACUUUGACCUGGCUGAUGCCUUGGACCCCAACAAUGACAUUGGUGGCAAGGAUAAGAACAAGGGGCAGGGAGGUGGAUUUAGUGAUGAUGAUCUGUUUGGUGUUGCUAAAGAUGGUAACUACAAACCUGACAAAGGCAAAGGUGACCGUCCAAGUGGUGGUGAUCAAAAUUACCAUGAUGAUACCAAUGAGCCGGCUGCAGAAGUGGGCACCAUUGCAGGGAUUGCUAGUGCAGUUGCUAUGGCGCUGGUGGGUGCAAUCAGCAGCUACAUCUCCUACCAGAAGAAGAAGCUGUGCUUCGGUAUACAACAGAGCCUGAAUGCUGAAAUGGUGAAGGCUGAGAACCCCGAGGCUGUGGUGGCUACAGAACCACAAGUCCAACAGACUCUUCUGGAGCCACCCAAUGCUGAACCUCCCUCUGCAGAGAAUACUGUGUAACACACACACUCAGACAUACACACACAAAGGUCACCCACCUACAUGCGCUCUUUCCCAAACACCCCCCCCACCUACCUAAUCCCCAUGCACACACACAGACACACACACAUACACACACACACAUACACUCACACAUGCUACAGGAUAGACCCUCUGUUGUGUAGCAUGUCCUUGUUGAUCCUGCAGCUCAGUGCUGCAGAAGUUGGGAUUUGUAGUCCUUCUGCGCUGAAUGUGAACAGAUUUUUUUUAAUUCUCUGCUAUAAACAUGGCCGACAGUGUAUCAAACCUUGCCAAAUGUAUGUGUACAUAGUUAUUUAUUGUUUACUAUUUGAACACCACUAACAAUGUUGAUAUACAGUUAUCCAGCCUUUAGCAUGUACUCCAGGGUUUCUCUGCUGUGAGCUGGGGCUUUAGUCGUAGCAUUUUGCUGAGCUCCAGACUCAGACUAGUGAAGCUGGAUUAUUGGGAAAAAAGGCAGUUAAUUGUAUUAUAUGUUGGAGAAAGAAACUCCUCUGGGAAUCUCUGGGUGUGUCGAACCUCUUUGAGUUCACAGGAGGUCAGUCAGUGUUGAGUGUACUGGAUUUCAGGUGGAUUAGUUAGCUAAUUGAUUGAAGUGUGAGACACUGAUGGACUCACAGUAUGAUUCCAGCUGAGCUUCAGGUGAACCAGGGAGCGCUGUGAGACACACCCAGUGUUUCUUCUUCUUUUCUUUUAGAUGGAUGAAAGUUGUGAAUUGCAAUCAGCAAUAUUUCAUUUCCUGACUUUGAAUGGUAUACAACCGUUUACCCCCCUUUGACACAUAGCCUGACUGUUUCUUUGUGGCAAUUCAUUGAUGUUACUUUUGUAAAUGAUGGACAUCCAAUUUCAACUGGAGCAACACGUAAAUGAAAAAUGUGACAAUAUUCCACAGAUUUCUAUUCAAAGCUUUGUAGCAACUGAUUAUGUAAUCACUUUUGAAAUGUUGUGAUAAGAUGUGUAAAUGGUCAGAUAAGGUAGUCAGCCUUUAUCACAGUGGCCAGUUAAUGUUAAAGGCAAACUAAAGGCAAGGCACAUACUCAUUCUACAGAAGCUGAGAAGGGACAUGCUAUUAAUUUCUUCUGUCUUAAUGAUGUCAUCUUGAGAUCAGGAUUUAAUUGUUCUGGUAUCUAUCUGGUAUUCUAAUGACAACAAGUUAAUUUAUGUUGAUUCAACGGUACAGUUGACUGUAAUAUACUUAACCUGUGAUCUCAAGAAAACUAAAGGCCAAAUUUUAUAGAUAAUUUAUCAUGAGAGAAUGACUUUAGUUUUCUCAUGAUUACAGGAUAAUUAUGGAAACAACAGCUGACCUGACCGCAGCAUUAUUAUCUUGUGAUCUUGAGGGGAAAAAAAGUUUUAUCAUUAUAAAUUAUUUUGUUAUCUUAACAAUCUUUUUUUUUUUUUUUUGAGAAUCGGCAUAAAUUAAGUAGUUAUCACAAGAAAACACUCUUUGUUAUCUCAAGGUACCAAAAAUAAUUAGCUUGCAAUCUUAAGAUUACAGCAAUGAAGUAAAAAAAUGCAAGCUUGGCCGUUUUUGGCUUCCGCACCUGGAACUGAAGUUACAUCAUGAAAUAAAAAUUAUUAGGUUUUAAUCAGCGUUUAUGAUAAUAAUGCUGUUUAAUACGUUAAUAUUCAUUAAAUGAAAUUUCCCAAGAGGUUUACUUACAUUUUGACCCACAUGCAACACGUGUUGCCCUUAAAUGGGCUCCACUAUUAACUAUUAAGUCCAUUAUUAUGACAUGGCUAAUAGAACCGGACUUACUACAGGUAACUACUAUUUACAUAGCGUGAUAGAUACAUCAUUAGUUGCUACACUGUCCUCAUGUUGUCCAUCUUGAUGUACAAAGAUGCCUUAUUCAGAUUUGGAUCUUUUUGCUGUGGGGAAACAAAAUAAGGCAUCCAAACAUUUCCGUCUACUUACAACCUGUGAAUUUUUAUAGUGUAAAUAUAUUUCAGGUUUUUUUUCAACUAGCCUUUAAUGACAAUGCCUAAUGAAGGGAGCCUGGCUUGGUUUUCCAAAGUGGUGAUGGUGAAAUAAUUGUGAUGAAUAGCCGUCAGUGAGCCACCCAGCAGCUUCUUUAUGUAAAGGACUGUAAGGUUGGAGUUCAAAAGAAAAAUUAAGUUCAGAAGAAAAGUUUUUUCACCAUACUUGUAGCAUAAAAGUGAUGCUAGCUAAAUCAGUUCCACUGCAGUUAGAGCUUAAAAAUGCAUAGCACAUACUUCUUUUUCUCUGUUCAUUUGGAAGGGAUCUUCUUCAGUAGGAAGCUGUUAGAAAAAAUGAAAGCCUCAGCACUUUGUUUCCAGAAAAAGCAGGCUGUGACGAGGCUCGUGGACAGGCAGAUAAUCUGUGAAAUGUGACUUUUUGUUGAAGGUACAGUUGCUACAUUCAGAAGCUAAUAUCAUUUGUGCUGUUUUAUUGUCUUGGCAAUAAGGUGCCAGUGUGUGCAGAAGAACUCUGGAUUGCUCUUUAUUCCAUGGUGGCCAUUUUAAUUGUACAUUGUUGUGAUGAGUUCUAUGGGAAGGAUGUGUGUGUAAAAGUAGUACUAUGUCAACACAAACAGAUAAUAGAUUGUGUGGACCAGAUAGUUAUUAGCCCAAGUAUACACUGAUAAAAACAAACAAGGAAAUCUUGUGGAGUUUUUCUGUUAAGUUAACAUCUAGUUUUUCUGAAACAUGUCACCAUGAAGCCUAACAAACUUGUUAAAUGCAUCAUCAUAAAACAUAAGCUAUUUUUUGG
Molecule: messenger RNA, 3641 nt
Organism: Epinephelus fuscoguttatus (brown-marbled grouper)
Lineage: Eukaryota; Metazoa; Chordata; Actinopteri; Perciformes; Serranidae
Gene: cd99l2
Product: CD99 molecule-like 2
Exons: 10
Coding region: 140-889 (249 amino acids)
Biological process (GO): positive regulation of neutrophil extravasation; T cell extravasation; homotypic cell-cell adhesion
Source: RefSeq, a predicted model, not a curated record